CGAAUAAGAAAGGAAGACAACAUGGCACAGAGUACAUCGGAAAAAAGACCUGUUAAAAAAUCGGAGCGUUCUUCGCCUCUCACAGACAAGAUCCGUGCUCGAUUAUCUUGCGACAAUUUAACCCUGAUAUGGAGGCCAAUAGGACAUUAUCAGGAACUUGCCAAAAGGAGGUGCCAAAGAAUUUUCGCUAAACCAGGAAAGGAAUACGAUUUAGCGUUGUUUUAUCAUGAAAUGACAUUUUACGUGAUGAGUGCUUGGUGUACACAUAUGGGGGGACCUUUAUACGAGGGAGAGAUAGAAGAUUAUAAAGGUAGCUGUCAUGUUAUGUGCCCCUGGCAUGCAUUCAUGUUCGAUCUCAAAACCGGCACAAACGAUAUUGGUUUAAAGCAAGAAGUGUAUCCAGUUAAAAUAGAAGAAGGAACAGUCUAUGUGAUGUAUAAGUACGAUUUAGCACUCCAUCCAUUUAUUUAGUUACCUAUGCAAUAUUAUUACAAUUCAAAAGAGGCUGUUAAAUGUUGAACUAUAGUGAUAGCAAACUACAACAAAAGUAUGAAAUCGUAUUUGUGUAUGGAAACGAAUGUCCAGUUUGUCUUGCAUGUACUAAAUUUAUUAUAUUGUUGGUACGCCAUUAUCGGAUUGAUGUGUCAUUGAGCACCAAAACAUGUGGAAACAAAAACACGGUUAUCAUUCUCCCUCUUUUUACAUUAAUGAAAAAACCAACGAGUUCAUAAUAUUAUCAAAUAAAUCUGUGUUCAAAAUUAAAAUGAAUUUUAACACCGUUCAUGUUCUCUUGAUAACAGUGCAAACUUUCUUUAAGAAAUAGUCGACUAACUAGUCCUGAGAAAUGUAUGAUAUUCCUUGCCUUAAUAAUAUUUACAGUAUUUAGUAUAGUGUCAACUAGACUUUAAGGGAAGCAACUUCGAAGAAAGAAAUAAAACCUUGUUGUUGGUUUAAAUAAAAUUAGUUGUUAUGUAUGUUGAUAUUUGAAUAAAAAUAAGGAAAACUGAAGAAAAAUAUAAGAACG
Molecule: messenger RNA, 1024 nt
Organism: Lottia gigantea (owl limpet)
Lineage: Eukaryota; Metazoa; Mollusca; Gastropoda; Lottiidae
Exons: 3
Coding region: 22-471 (149 amino acids)
Molecular function (GO): 2 iron, 2 sulfur cluster binding
Source: RefSeq, a predicted model, not a curated record